Messenger RNA from Auanema sp. JU1783, 1428 nucleotides. The record is from the annotation of a GenBank genome assembly. Lineage: Eukaryota; Metazoa; Nematoda; Chromadorea; Rhabditida; Rhabditidae.
AUGAAUGCAGAAUUGUUAGAGAAAAGUAUUGGAGUACCAGUUCCCGAAGAGUUAGACGGCACACUAGAUUUACAAAAUGGACUGGCCAAUUGUUGUAAGUUUAAUAGAUGGGGAGCUCUGGUAGCGGUUGGGAGUACUGAUGGCAAAGUGUUUAUUUUUGAUUUUGUCACAAGAGGGAUUGUCAGGUCAUGGCCUGCUCAUCCUCAUCCCAUCAGUUCUCUAUCAUGGUCGAGGAAUGGGCGACACCUGAUGACUUCAUCGUCCGACACCACUGUAGCUAUUUGGGAUGUUUUACAAGGCACUAUAAUUCAAAGAUAUAAAUUUGGUUCCAUGGUGACGAGUGCGACAUUUAGUCCACGGAAUUCGAAUCAAUUCCUAAUUUUGCAAGUUGCGUGUCCACCUUCUGUCGAAACUAUCAGUCCUCGAAGUUCAAAGGCAUUUUUCAUAUUUGUUUUUUUAAAGCUAACGUUCAUCAUGCAGGUGUUGACCAAUGAAAUCCCAGGAUCCAUAGAGGAUAAUAUGUCAGCCGUAUCAUAUGAUAAGAGAUCGAAGUAUAUAAUAGCAGGAACGACGAAAGGAAAACUGAUUAUCUAUGACGCCAACACUUUGAAAGUUAUCAACUGGUGCAAGCAAAACAGUGUGCAGCAAAUUAGACAAAUCAUCAUUUCGAAACGAGGUGAUUACAUUCUCACUAAUUCUCAGGAUCGUGUCAUUCGCUCCUAUAAUCUUCAAUUCCUGUUGGAUUGUUCCAAGGGGAGUACCAUAGAACCUCAGAACAAAGUUCUGGAUAUUGUAAAUAAGGCUGCUUGGAAAUCCGUUUGUUUGGAUGCUGAUGGUCAUUAUAUUUGUGGAGCUAGUACCAAAGGACACUCGUUAUACCUUUGGGAAAGGACUGGUACCCUUAUAAAAAUUUUACAUGGAACAAAGGGUGAGACAUUACUUGAUGUUCAAUGGCAUCCUACGCGUCCUGUUUUACUUUCCGUAGCUAACGGCAUCAUAUCCGUUUGGACACAAGCUCAUGUAGAAAAUUGGUCUGCGUUUGCUCCAGAUUUCACCGAACUAGAAGAAAAUUGCAAAUAUAUUGAGAAAGAAGGUGAAUUUGACAUGGAAGAUGAAGAUGCUGAGGAAGAAGCAAAAGAUAAAGAAGAGUCAGAAGACGAGGAGAUCGAUGUAGUGGCUAUGAAGCCUGGAGAUAUCCUAUGUAGCUCUGAUGAAGAAUCUGAUAUGGGUACUCUUAUCCCGGAUGUGACCUUGAAAACAGGUCCGUUGUGGUUUGUACCAAUAACUCCUGACAUCGAAAAUCCUGAGCAGCCCGCAGUGGAUAUGUUGCCUAGGCCGGUACAUCCCACUCCAACGGAAGAAGAAUCUUCCCGGAAAAGAGCUUUCCCUGGUGGAAAGCCCGGAUCUAGACCUCGCAAGUCUAAAUAG